UGAAACCCUUCUUUUAAAGAAUAACAACAUCAUCCAACGCCGGUUGAUUUUGAUCCUGACAAAAUGAGCAAGAGAAAGAAUGCAACGACAGAAAAUCCCAAUAAGGAUUUUUGUGAUUUCCUGAUGGAACUGGCCAACUAUGAGAAGAAUGUCAACAGACAAAUGCACAAAUACAACGCAUACAGGAAGGCAGUGGGGGUACUGGCGAAACACCCCACUCGUAUCAAGAGUGGGGCAGAGGCUAAAAAACUGGAUGGAAUUGGUGAUAAAAUUGCAAAGAAGAUAGAUGAGUAUAUAGAUACAGGAUCCUUGAGGAAAUUAGAAAAGAUCAGAGCAGAUGACACAAGUGUGGCAAUUAAUGAGCUCACCAAGGUCACAGGAAUUGGACCUGCUGCUGCUCAGAAAUUGGUCCAGGAAGGAAUCACUUCCAUAGAAGAAUUGCGGAAACAUCCAGAUAAGCUGAACCACCACCAGCAGAUUGGACUGAAACAUUUUGAAGACUUUGAAAAGAGAAUUCCUCGAGCUGAAAUGGAACAGAUUCAGGACACUGCCUUCAGUGAGAUCAGGAAGCUGGAUGAUAAGUUUGAGGCCAGAGUCUGUGGCAGCUUCAGGAGAGGUGCUGAAUCCAGUGGAGAUAUUGAUAUUCUUCUGACCCAUCCAGACUACACCUCGAAAACCAAAGGAAAGCCAGACCUGCUUCAUCAGGUUGUGAAGAGACUGGAGAAGGUUGGGCUCAUCACAGACACGCUGGUCCACGGAGACUUCAAAUUCAUGGGUGUCUGUUGUGUUUUGGAAUCCAGCCCAGGUUCCUCCAAAAAGAGGUGCUUCAGGAGGAUAGACAUCAGGUUGAUUCCCCAUGACCAGUAUUACUGCGCUCUGCUGUAUUUCACAGGAAGUGACAUCUUCAAUAAGAACAUGAGAGCACAUGCUCUGGAGGUCGGGUUUACCCUCAAUGAAUACACGCUCCGGCCCCUCGGUAGCACAGGGACUCCUGGGGAGCCUCUACCUGUGACAUCGGAGGAGGACAUCUUUGAUUAUUUAGGAAUGGAGUACAAACAGCCAUACCAGAGGAACUCUUGACUACGGGUCCUACAUAAUCAUAGCAAUUAUUUUAACAAUGGCCUCCUAGAUCUUCAUGUUUCAUUUGAUAUGUGUACCAGUGUUUCAGUUUCUUGUGGUUACUCAUAUUUCACUUUUAAAGUCCUUUUUUCAUAACCUACCAUGUAUGUUGUCUUUGUAAAUUGUUUAUCAUAUGAAUUUUUUCAGAAUUCCAAUAAAAUUUGGCAGCUAUUAGAA
This is a messenger RNA of Magallana angulata, 1296 nucleotides long. Its product is annotated as DNA polymerase beta-like. Bases 64 to 1080 code for a protein of 338 amino acids. Gene Ontology annotation, molecular function: DNA-directed DNA polymerase activity; DNA binding. The transcript is spliced from 13 exons. Gene Ontology annotation, biological process: double-strand break repair via nonhomologous end joining. Gene Ontology annotation, cellular component: nucleus. The record is from RefSeq and is a predicted model, not a curated record. NCBI's taxonomy places the organism in Eukaryota, Metazoa, Mollusca, Bivalvia, Ostreida, Ostreidae.